This is a messenger RNA of Saccharomyces paradoxus, 885 nucleotides long. RefSeq names its product DNA replication protein SLD5 (gene SLD5). Gene Ontology annotation, biological process: DNA-templated DNA replication; double-strand break repair via break-induced replication. Gene Ontology annotation, cellular component: GINS complex. The transcript has a single exon. The record is from RefSeq and is a predicted model, not a curated record. Lineage: Eukaryota; Fungi; Ascomycota; Saccharomycetes; Saccharomycetales; Saccharomycetaceae. Bases 1 to 885 code for a protein of 294 amino acids.
AUGGACAUUAACAUAGACGAUAUCCUUGCAGAACUAGAUAAGGAAACUACUGCUGUCGACCCUACCAACAUCACCCAAGUUUCUUCUUCUACUACCCACAGAGAUGCAAAUACAAUAGUGGAUUCGUCAUUAGACUUGAAUGGCAAGACUCAAAUAUAUGUCACUCCGCAACAGGAUUUUGCCGACUUGAUGAAGUCUUGGAAAAACGAGCGGUGCUCGCCAGAAUUGUUGCCAUAUCCUCAUCAGCUGAUGAAAAGAUUACUGAAUCGAAUAUCCAUGCAGUCUCAAUUAAUUGAGAACAUAUCAAUGGGGUUCCUCGAUAUGCAAAGUACGUCCAAUACGAAUUCGCCCAUGCCUAACGACUCUAAAUUGCCUUUGCUUUGCAUGGAAACUGAGUUAGAAAGAUUGAAAUUUGUUAUUAGAAGUUACAUACGAUGUAGGCUCAGCAAAAUUGACAAAUUCUCACUUUAUUUGCGACAAUUGAAUGAAGAUGAAAAUUCGCUGACCUCCCUCACAGACUUGCUAUCCAAAGAUGAAAUUAAAUACCAUGACUCGCAUUCCCUGAUCUGGUUGAAACUCGUCAAUGAUUCCAUACUAAAAUACAUGCCCGAAGAACUGCAGGCUAUUAAUGAUACCGAAGGAAGCGUAAACAUGAUAGAUGAACCAGACUGGAACAAAUUUGUUUUUAUACACGUCAACGGCCCACCAGAUGGUAACUGGAACGAGGACCCGUUAUUACAAGAAAACGAAUUUGGUAAGCCCUGCUACACGGUCACGAUUGCUGAUUUGAAAGAAGAGGUUGAACUCACCGUCGGAAGUAUUUAUGUUAUGAGAUAUGAAGUCAUUAGGGAUUUGUUAAGAGACGACAAAGUUGCUCUUAUUUGA